Molecule: messenger RNA, 1164 nt
Organism: Encephalitozoon cuniculi GB-M1
Lineage: Eukaryota; Fungi; Microsporidia; Unikaryonidae
Product: NADPH cytochrome p450 reductase
Exons: 1
Coding region: 1-1164 (387 amino acids)
Biological process (GO): homocysteine metabolic process
Cellular component (GO): cytosol
Molecular function (GO): FMN binding; [methionine synthase] reductase (NADPH) activity; flavin adenine dinucleotide binding
Source: RefSeq, marked provisional
AUGGAGUUCAAUCCUGUCAGAUUUGAGUAUAACGAAAACUACACAAAGAGCAUGCCAAACACCUUCAAUAAGGUGGAAAUAACGCCUAUUGAUGCUGGCAGUUUACCUCGGAAGUUUGUCUUUCCAUCCAUUGAGAAUGUCGAGUGCCAUACUGCUAGGAUAGUGGAGGUUGAGAAGCUCAAAACUGACUGGAGGGAGGUUUACCGCAUGAAGCUUGAUAAGAAGUUUGACUUCAAACCAGGAGACUCCAUUGGGAUACUAUGCCCAAAUAAUGAUGCUUUGGUGGACGAGAUCAUGGAAAUACUUGGGUUGAAGGAUUUUGGAUGCCAGAUUAACAGAACAGGCAGGAGCCCAUUUAACUACACAGGAAUGAUCAGAGACUUUUUCAAGCAUCACUUCGACUUCACAAGCCUUCCGAAGAAGUCGCUGCUGUUCAAUCUAGCCAGGAGCUGCACUGAAACAAAUCGAAGGUAUAUUGAAUAUCUAUGCUCCAAAGAAGGAACGGCGGACUAUCUUGGGAUAGGAAGGGGAUGGAACAACACCAUUGAUAUCAUAAGAACCUUUGAAUGCAAGCCUGCGCUGGAAGAGGUUAUAGGAGAGUGCGAGAUAGUAAAGCCCAGAUACUUUUCCCUGAUAAAUGAAGUUGGGAGGGAAUCCGAAAUUCUUGUUGGAAUAACAAGUAAGAUCUUUGAUAGAUUCGUAAGGUAUGGGCAUGUUUCCGACCUUGUAAUUAAGUCUAAGACUGAAGAGAUUGGGGUGUGUCUAAGGACAAACUUUCUUUUCCGAAUGGACUACAGCAGCAGAAAAAUACUGGCCAUAUGCACAGGAACGGGAAUAGCACCCUUUCUGUCGUUUGUGUCCAACCUCCAGACACACCAGACGAUCUGGAUUAUAUAUGGAUUCAGAAACGACGAAGAUGACAUUUCUAGGUUGAUAGAUUCUAGCAGAAAGGUAAAGAUCUCUAGGGUUAAGUCUAGCAGUGGACUUUACGUCGGUGAUUACUUGAUGAUGAAGGCUGAUGAAAUCAGGGAAUACAUUGAUGGAGAAUGCAUUGCUUAUGUGUGUGGGAAGAUGGGCAUGCAGAGACAGAUCUUCGAAAUAUUCAAGAGAAAGUUUCCAGAUGUCGUGGAGACCAAGCGGCUAGUAUUCGAUCAGUGGGGCUGA